This is a messenger RNA of Folsomia candida, 3884 nucleotides long. RefSeq names its product protein ALP1-like. The record is from RefSeq and is a predicted model, not a curated record. The coding region runs from base 1228 to 2487 and encodes 419 amino acids. The transcript is spliced from 5 exons. Lineage: Eukaryota; Metazoa; Arthropoda; Collembola; Entomobryomorpha; Isotomidae.
CAAAGUUUACAGAAACAAUUUAAAGGAAACUUUUUAUAAAAUUUAAGACAAAUCUAUGGCUUCGUUUUUCAUUGAAAAUGUCUUAAUCGUUUAGUGAGUUUACUCCGUUACAAACAUCGAAGCGAAGUAAAUUCUUUUUUAUUUGAGGGUAAUGUUACAUUAUCCUCAAAUAAAAAAGAAUUUACUAAUGAAUUUGUAGAAUUUGUACUAAUGUUACAUUUACGUUUAAUGUCAAAGUAAAAGUCCGUAAUACAGAUUUAAAACUACUCUUCGAGAAAUUGAAUAACAUUUGCGAAUUUAUGAAAUUUACGAAAUUUGGUAAGUUACAAACAUCAAAGUCAUAAUAGAUUGAUUGUUAUUUUAAAUGUAUACGAUUGACACUAAACUAAAUUUUUGAUGUCGAAGCAAAACUCCGUACUUACAAAAAUUUUUAGUGCGCCAAUUGAAUAAAUCAGAUGCAAAUGCGUUUCGAUAGUGUUUUCAAACUGAUUAAAAAAUAUAGAGUGUAUUGCGUUACACAUUCUGAAAUGAAUUGCAACAUUUUACGUUUAUUUGUUUACUUUUAAAAUGAUUGAUUUUUUCGAAUGUAAAACUAAAACUCCGGAAUUGAAAAGAUAUCAGAUUUGACUAAAUGACAUAAUUCGUAAAACAGAUUUAACGUUUCCGUCGCUAAAUUGCAUCAAUUUGUAAAUUUAUGAAAUUGGCGAAUUACAAACAUCGAUGAAUUUAUUAUUUCUUUACGUGUAUGCGAUUGACACCAAAUUAAAUUUUUGACGUCUAAAGGCCCGGCCACACGGAAAAAAAAUUAUGACUUUCAUGAGUAAAAUUGUACGUACAACAAUUUGACUCAACAAAAAGAAUUAAUCGAGCCACACGGAAAUGUUUGCUCAAAAUAUGUCGCGAGUAAAAUUAUUGCAUGAAACGGGAAACGCCGUGUGAACGGUGAAGCGAGUAAAUUUUUACUCGCAAGUAAACUUUUUUUUACUUUGAACAUGUUCAAAGUAAAAUAAAAUUCUUGCAUGAAAAAUCUCAAAAUCCCUAUCCUUUUAACGCAUUUAAAUGUAUCACGAGUUGUCUCAAAACUGAAAGUUGGUUUAUUUCAAAAAUUCGUCCCAACGAUUAAUUUGGUCUUGAUUAAAUAAAGCAAGGUAAUAAAACACUUAGUUUUAAAUAUAAAUGCUAUUAUUUUGUCAUUAAUGUAGCGCUACAUUAUUUUGAUAGCUUCAAAUGGACGAUAAGGAGAUUGUUGCUCUCAUCCUAUUGAGACGUCGACUUAUUAGGCAAAGGUCAAAGAGAAAAUGUUGGAUUCAUCCACUAAAUUUGUUGCGGCCAACACUGGGCGAGCAUUUAAAACUUGAAAUGAUGUACACUAAUUAUCCCGAUAAAUUCUUUGAGUACGCGCGGAUGACUCCUAUCCAAUUCGAUAAGGUACUUGGCAUGGUGACAUUGGAUAUAACAUUGCAAGAUACAAAUUAUCGUCUUUCAAUACCUCCUCGUCAGCGGCUAUUUAUUGGCCUCAGGUAUUUAGUGAGUGGGGAUUCAAUCAAAACUAUUGCAACCAGCUUUAGCGUUGGAAGGUCAACUGUGCAAAAUAUUAUAAAGUCCGUUAACCAAGCUUUAUGGAAAAACUUGCAACCGGUUUAUCUUAAAGUGCCAGAUAAAGAAAAGUGGAUGGACAUUGUGAAGGGAUUCGAUGAAAAGUGGAAUUUUCCUAAUUGUUUAGGAGCUAUUGAUGGAAAACAUGUCAUGAUUCGAGCUCCACCAAACUCAGGGUCACUCUUCUUCAAUUACAAAAGUUUUUUCAGCGUAGUAUUGCUUGCUACAUGUGAUGCUGACUAUCGUUUUACGACCGUCGACAUUGGGGGAUAUGGAAGACAAAGCGAUGGGGGAAUAUUUAGCUCUUCCGCUUUAGGACGGGCUCUGGACGAAGACCGACUUCAAAUACCAAAUCCCUUGCCACUACCUGGAUCAAAUAUAGUGCAGCCUUGCACCUUUGUUGGUGAUGACGCCUUCGCACUAUCGGAUAAAAUGAUGAAGCCAUACGAUCAAAGAGGUCUGGACAAGAAGAAGCGGAUUUUCAACUACAGAUUAUCGAGAGCAAGGAGAAUAAUUGAAAAUGUAUUCGGAAUAAUAGCCAGCAGAUUUAAUAUUUACCGACGAUCAAUUAUUAGUGAUCCUGAGAAUGUCGUCAAUGCUAUCAAAGCAACUGUCGUUCUACAUAAUUUUCUAAGGACAGAAGAGUUACUAAUGCGACCUGAAACUAGAAAAUACUGCCCACCUGGAUACUUUGACAUUGAUGAUGAUAAAAAUGUAGAAUGGCGUUUACAAGGUGGCGGCUCUGGAUUAGCAGACUUCAGGAAGAAUAAUAGGAAUAACUAUACAAAUAAUGCAAGAAUAAUGCGGGAUAAUUUAUGUAAUUACUUUAUGGGUAAUGGUAGUGUUGAAUGGCAAGAAGAGAGAGCCUUUUUUAAUGUAGCUGCAGUGUAGCGCUACACAAAUAAAAUAAUUUUACAAACAAUAUUCUAUAAAAUAUGUGACUUUAUUUGCACCAAGUAUAUUCAUUAUUUAGUUCUAAUUUUGGUGAUGGGGAUUUGGAUAGAGGGAGAUGUGAAUAGCAUUCUGAAUUUGUAAUUUGACAUAGCUUGACAUCAUAGGAGUCAUAUUCCGCAAUUGAUUAGCAAUAGAUAGCCCAAAAUGAUAAUGCUCAUCCUGGUUUUCCUUAGGUCGUUUUGGAAAAUCCACCAACUCUUUGUCAACUUCCGAUUCUUCCGUCUUCCUUUUUCUGUAGCCUGUCGAAGUAUAAUCAGCUUUUGGUUUCUAGGAUAUAAUAUAUAAUCAUUAACCCGUUAAAUUAAAAUUUAUGAUUGUAUAUCGAUUUGCAUUUACCUUUAUCAUCAGAGCGCUCUGAUUUGAUGACGGGUCGACUGCUUGCAGGAGUCGAAGAAUUAGUAUUAGCAUCCAAUUCUUCUUCAAAGUUACUUGAUGACUCUUCUUCUUCAUGAUCUUCAACUAAAUUUCCACUGGUUCUAUAAAUUUGAAAAGCAAUUUAGCUGUGAAUACAUGUAUAAUAAUAAUAAAAUAACUUGUGUUAUAAAAUAAUUUGUACAUGGCGGUUGAUGGGAUGUCUCCAAGAAAUAACAAGUAGAAAGUGACCACUUUGGACAAUUUUCUUUCGUUUUUUUCCCGUUUUCCCAAUUAACGAUCGCUUCUUUCGAGUGUAUUCAUUUCGAAGAGCUGUCCAUCGAUUUUUACACCAUGAAACUAUAAUGAUAAAAUACUUCCAAUGUAUAUUUAGGAUAUUUAUUAAUAAAUAAAUAAUAGGGUAGCGCUACCCUUGGCCUACCUGAUUGUUUAACCUCGGAUGCGAUAAGGGUCCACAGCUGUGGUUUUAAAUCACGAGAUUUAUAAUCUUUAUCCAUAUGAUUCCAAAUAGCUGGAUUUCUUUUUACAGCAGCAAUUAAUGUCUCAUCCUUAUCGUCUUCUGUAAAACUCUCAUUAAUGUCCGUAAAACUCUCUGUAGUAUCAGUAAAACUCUCAGUAGUAUCAGUAGUAUUACUGAUGUCUGUAUCAGUAUCCACAUGCUUAGAGUUGCCGGUGAGAUGAGUUCAUCUCAUCCCAUCUCAUGUGAAGAUGAGUUUGAGAUGAGAUGAGAUGGCCGCUAAAUGAGAUGAGAACUCACAUGAGACGGGUAAAGUGAGAUGAGAUGAGAUGAGCUCAUGAGAUAUGAGAUGAGUUAAGUGAGACGAGAUCAGCUCAUUAAUAAAUAUUAAUCAGCAUUCAAUUUGCGAACUUUUGGGGUGUAACCUAGACAAAACUCAUUGUGGUCAACUGUGAGGGUGUACCCAAGUCAAAAUACAAUUUUGACUUUGGGGGACUUUGGGGAA